This is a messenger RNA of Monascus purpureus, 615 nucleotides long. NCBI's taxonomy places the organism in Eukaryota, Fungi, Ascomycota, Eurotiomycetes, Eurotiales, Aspergillaceae. The record is from the annotation of a GenBank genome assembly.
AUGCCUAGCUGCGCUGCAAAAUGUCUCGUCGAGACCAUUCCCCAGUCAAACUGCUCACUGACCGACACGGCCUGCAUCUGUUCGAACAAGGAGCUGCAAGACAAUGUUUCCUCUUGCGUUCUUCAGAACUGCAGCGUUAGAGAAUCGCUGACCACAAAAAAUAUCACCGCAACCCAAUGCCACCAACCCGUGCGAAACAAGGGUAAUUUCGUCUCCGUUACUGCCUAUGCAUUGGGAGCAUUGUCCUUGUUGGCGUAUGGAUUGCGGAUAGCCUCCAGGUUUUCUCAGUCGCUGAACAGCUUUGGCUGGGAUGAUUUGUUCAUCACGCUGGCCGUUGCUGCAGAUAUCCCAUUGAUAGUCAUUGCACCUCUAUCGGUCCAUGCUGGCUUGGGUCGAGAUACAUGGGCAGUUCCGUUCCAGGAUAUCACCCAUAUGCUCUACCUCUACUGGUGGGACGAGGUCAUAUACUUCUUCAUCAUCCCCACGACCAAAAUCUCCAUCCUCUGCUUCUACCUCCGCAUCUUCCCACAGCGUCCAUUCCGUACCGCCGUGUUCAUCGUCAUCGGUCUCAAUGUGGGCUAUUUUGUCACUUUCUUCUUCACCACUAUAUUUUAA